UUCUCAGAUAUAGAGCGAAAUGGAAUGGCCGCCGCUAUAAAUCAAAUGAAGUUUUUCAUUUUUAUUAUUGGACAUCGGUGGUUUAUCUGUUGCCCGUAAUUAAUAAAUAAGUUAAGUUAUUAAAAGUGCCGUGUGUUUAGAUAGAAAGCAUCUUUUUGUUACAAAAGUGCAUCAUAAUGGUGAAUAAAAUAGAUUCAUAAGUGAUAAGUUAACCUUAAUUUUUCUGAUACACAUACACUUACAAUGGAGCUUCCUCAACCACCCCAAGAUCAAGACCUACGCAACAUUAUAGACAAACUAGCACAGUUUGUCGCAAGAAAUGGACCCGAGUUCGAGAAGAUGACCAAGACAAAACAAAAAAACAAUCCGAAAUUUGGUUUCCUGUACGGUGGCGAAUACUUCAAUUACUAUCAAUACAAAGUGACGACAGAGCAAGCAAUUCUAAAGCAAUCAGCUGGUGGCCAGGCGCCUCCCCUUCCGUCCGGGGCUUAUAUGGCACAGACAAGGCAAUAUGUAAUGCCCCAACAGGCUGCUGCGACGCCUGCACAGCUGGGGCUCGCGGCAACGAUGGCAGCUGCUCCUGCCUUGCAACAAUGGUUGGCGGCGAACUCAGCACCUCCUCCAACACAGCAUUCCCAGGAGAUUGAGAAUGUGAAUGCUCAGAUCAACAUGCUAAGGGAACAAAUUACUCAAUCCGAGAAUAAUCUUAAUGCUCAACAUACUGUACUAAUUCAACAACAGCAAGUUAAAAUAAAUGAUUUAGUUAGUAAGGCUCAAGUGGAAACUAUUCAAAUAAUGGCAGAAGAAAAUAAUAUCAGUUUGGGAGAGUUAGACAACAUCCUGCAGCCGAUAAUUGAUACAUGCACAAAAGAUAGUAUAUCUGCAGGAAAAGGAUGGAUUUUACAACAUGCAACAUCUUCUGAUGCUGGCAAAGUUAUCUCUCAACAUUUGCUGAGGAAGGUCACACAGCCUGGAGCAGGGUUUACACAAAAGCUGCACAUCAUUUACCUUGUAAAUGAUGUUCUCCACCAUUGUGCACGAAAAAACGCUGAAGAUCUCAAGAAAAACUUGGAAAAAGUGGUGGUUCCAAUGUUUUGCAAUGCCAGUAUAGCUGUUACUGAAGAACAGGAAGCGAAGCUGAAUAAAUUGCUUCGGUUAUGGGAAUCUAAGUCCAACUACUUUGAUUCAACUGUAAUUGAGAAAAUGAAAAGUCCAACCAGCUCAUAUCAAGAGUACCAAAAUAACCUGAUUGCUCAGCAUUCCAACGCCAUCUCACAUCUGGCACAACAAACAAAGUCCACUUUUGAAAAUUACCAAACACAGCAUCAAGCAUUUGUAGCACACACAAUGCAACAAAUUCAGCAGAUGGAAAUGCAAAAACAUGCACUGGAACUGCAAAAUAAUCAUGACACCAAUAAAGAUAGUGCACCAAACUCAAUACAGAAUUCCUACCAGAACAAUAAUUUUAAUGAUCAGAAUUACUCAAUGGGAGGGUAUGAUCAGAAAUUAAGCAACCAACACUAUGGCAGUGAUAGUGGUGAUAAUUAUCCUUCUAACAAUAGUAUAAGUGGAAAUGAGAACAGCUAUGACAGUCAAAUGUUUGAUCAAAUAAAUCAUCCAAAAUCGGAGCACACAGAGGAAAUUGACUUACCAAGUCUUCCGAAUGUAAAUUUUUCACAACCACCUCCAGGAUUUCAACCUCUGGAAUCUCCCCCAUUCCAGAAUGGGCUCCCUGACCUAAGCAAGCCACCACCCGGCUUUCUUCCAUUUCCUGAAAUCAAUAAUGAUGACUUAAUGCCGUCAGUACCAUAUUUUGAAUUACCGGCUGGUUUGAUGGUUCCAUUAAUUAUGUUGGAUGAUGAUAAAUACAAACCACUAGAUCCAUCAACAAUACGCUUACCUCCACCAGCACCACCAAAUGAUCGACUAUUAGCGGCAGUGGAUGCAUUCUAUGCUUCACCCAACCAUGAGCGUCCUAGGGACAAUGAAGGCUGGGAGAAGCUCGGUUUGUAUGAAUACUACAAAGCCAAAAAUGCGGCCAGGAAAAAUAAAGAUGAAGCAAUCACUCAAGGCAGGAGACAGAAAUCAAAAUCGCCAAGUCCAAUACCAAAAGAUUUACAAAAGCAGCCAACUCCUCCAGGAAGAAGAUAUAGGUCAUUGAGUAAAUCACCAGAGAGGCCCGUUACGCCGAAGAAGUCGAAGUCAAGAUCGCCGUCGCCAAAACGUCGACCGACAUGGAGAAGAGAAAGAGAUAACCGUCGACGGUCACGUUCAAAGUCGAGGUCCCGAUCAAGGUCACGGUCUCGUGAACGAGAGAAGCGCCGAGACUCACCACGUGAUAAAAUGCGACGGAUAGAAAAGUCAAGAUCUCCAACGCCGCCUAGCUUCUUAGGUUCCACAUUUCCAAUGGCAUCAGGUGGUAUUGAUGCAAGCAACAAGGGUCACCAACUACUGCAGAAAAUGGGCUGGAGUGCCGGAGGACUAGGAGCAUCAGGGCAGGGCAUAGCAGAGCCAAUAAGUGGAGGACAUGUUAGAGAUAAGCAAGAUCAAUAUAAAGGUAUUGGUGUCAACUUAAAUGAUCCUUAUGAAAACUUUAGAAAGAACAAGGGUGCAGCAUUUAUAACUAGGAUGAAAGAGAGAGCUUUAGAAAGAUCAACAUGAUCUUUGCCAAUUGUGUUAAGAGUGUAAAAUGUGUACAAUUUGUGAAUGAGCGCCUGGAAUAUGAUUUAUUUAUCUAAAUCAUAAUAAUAAAAUAUAUAAUAUUAAUGAAUAA
This is a messenger RNA of Leptidea sinapis, 2773 nucleotides long. RefSeq names its product calcium homeostasis endoplasmic reticulum protein (gene scaf6). NCBI's taxonomy places the organism in Eukaryota, Metazoa, Arthropoda, Insecta, Lepidoptera, Pieridae. The record is from RefSeq and is a predicted model, not a curated record. The transcript is spliced from 14 exons. Gene Ontology annotation, molecular function: RNA binding. Gene Ontology annotation, biological process: intracellular calcium ion homeostasis; RNA processing. Gene Ontology annotation, cellular component: perinuclear region of cytoplasm. Bases 244 to 2661 code for a protein of 805 amino acids.